This is a messenger RNA of Hypoxylon fragiforme, 1916 nucleotides long. RefSeq lists its product as uncharacterized. The record is from RefSeq and is a predicted model, not a curated record. NCBI's taxonomy places the organism in Eukaryota, Fungi, Ascomycota, Sordariomycetes, Xylariales, Hypoxylaceae. The transcript has 5 exons. Bases 252 to 1490 code for a protein of 412 amino acids.
CUAGUAAUCGCCAAUAUAGUCUGUUGGUUCAUGUCUAAACCUCCCCAUGGUGGCUACCUGGUGUAUGACAACAUAGAAGAAUGUAGUCUUGUCUCUUGCUGCGUGAAGAUAGGCAAGACGCAUUUUCAUUAAUAUGAUAUGCUGCCACGUUGUGUCUCUGUCGUUGGUAAUGCCUACUACUAUUAUUAUUAUAUCUCUUUCAUUAGUGAAAUUACUAUUGUUACAGAUAUCGACGACAUCCAUCAAGCGGCAUGUCUCAAACACUUGAAGAUAUUCUCAACGGACCAGCCCUUCAACCACCCGCUGGGGAGGUUCCCAACUUUGUCAACCCACGGAAUGAUAAUACAGUUGCAUCUUUAACAUAUGUAUUGUGUGUACUCGCAACGACGCUUGGCCUUAUCAUACGUGCGUAUGCUAAGUUUUCCGGCGGAAAGACAAUUGAACUCGAGGAUGUUCUCGCUUUCAUCGGCCUGGGGACAUUCUACGGGAGUGUUUGGUGUGGCUUCCACAUUAUGUCUACAAAUGGCGCUUUCGUACAUCAGUGGAAUAUUCGGGUGAAAGACUCCGUUGGGAUUUUCUAUAUCCAUCAUAUCGGGUAUAACCUGUGUGCUACUACGUUGGGCAUUGGGAAGGCAAUUAUCCUUAUAGAGUGGAACCGCAUCUUUGUCACUCGUGGUACCAGAAACACGUUUUAUUACAUGUGCAAAAUUCUCUUGACUUUCAGCACUCUAAAUCAUAUUGCGUUUAUCGUUGCCGAGAACAUGUCCUGCUUCCCGUACCAGAAGAUAUGGGAUCCGACGGUGGUGGAAGGAUACUGCAUCAACCCACGGAUUUAUCAGGUUCCUGGAGUUAUCAUUCCCCCAGUAUAUGACGCGAUCAUUCUUAUACUUCCUCAGAGGGCUAUCUGGAACCUAAAGAUGUCAACUAAGAACAAGAUUGGAGUGUCCAUUUUAUUCCUCGUCGGCUUAUUGGGGCUAGGAGCGUCGAUUGCUCGCGCCGAUACGAUGUUCGAUUUUCUUGAAUCUAAGGAUAAAACAUAUACGAUCAGCGGUGUAUACCUCUGGACUUUGGCAGAGAUGACCUGUUACUAUCUAGCGUUCUGUGCCCCCUGGGCGCCUAGAGCGAUUGCCAAUAGGGGCAUGAUCUAUCGCGCUUUCAAUCCCCUCCUGUCCCACAUAGGGCUACCUCAAAAACUGGAAGCCGCGGCCGCAACACAUUCAUGGCCGUCCAAACCGACACCCGCAGCGACUAACUGUUGGGACACGGGCAGGAUUUACCAGAGAAUCAGGGACCCCGCAAUGGCCUUAGCAAAACUUCCAUCAAACACCAGCACAAAUAAUCAAGAGGAGGGUGCAGCUGUACCUAAUGGAGGCAUUCUUAUGACAACUGAGAUUACAAUUGCUAUGGAUCAUGUAGAGGAAGACGUAGGCCUUGAUUACCCCUGGAGCACUGGUAGGAGGAUUCGAAGAGGGAAAGCAAAUCGCGGGUAAUGUUGGGUGUUUUCCAUAUGUACAAGUUAUAAUUCAAAUAUCCAUCUCGUAUAGGGCUACAUAAGUUGUACUGCCAUGGCGCCUUGAAGACAAUGCGCGCUUAUUGGCCGGCUCUGUUUCCUUUUCUUUUUUUUCCCCCGUUAACUGUUGGAACUGUAUGAUAGGCAGAGAUAAAUGCAGGAUCAGGCGAUUGCAACCAACGAUUUAUUCUGACCCAACCAACGUGAAGUUCACGUUGGUUGUCACUUCACGUCGUGAAGUGACAGACACGUAAUAUCACAUAGCCCGCCUACCUAGGUAUAUAUGAAUGUGGUAACCAGAUAGUUAUGCUGUUCUAAGUAGGCUGCGUGAAUGAGUUAUCACUUUUCGCAAUAAAGCCGAGGGCGUUAUAUUGAAUUUACGGUAGUAUUUGUGCUCCCCCCCCCC